This is a messenger RNA of Lactuca saligna, 1128 nucleotides long. Lineage: Eukaryota; Viridiplantae; Streptophyta; Magnoliopsida; Asterales; Asteraceae. The record is from the annotation of a GenBank genome assembly.
AUGAAUAUGUCUUCAAGAGCGCUCAUAUCACUUUUGAGAUAUCAUGUAAGAUAUGGAGCUCCAAAGUUGCUCUCGUAUCAACUCCUGCAACUACAAAUAUUGCCAGAUUCGAAGACUUGGAACCCAAAUGCAUACCUGUUUAUCAGUACCUCACAUAGCUUGACAAGAAGAUUACAAAAAUACCCUUCAUUUCUAUCAUAUACUACAGGAAACGGGUGUUACGGGGAUAGGUUUCUUCACAGUAGCCACCACACUGAUUUGCAAUAUCUACUCGUAAAGUAUCAAGAUCUGGUAGAUACUAAGGAAAAAUAUGUUUCUUUUAUCGAUGAUGAAACUUUCCCCAAACAAAGUUUUGUUCUAACUCUUCCUUCGUCAGUUCAAAUACUUAAUCUUCCAGGACUGAUUGAUUGCUCCCACGGCUUGGUAUUCUUGUACGAUAAUCAUCCGAAUUUGAGAACUGCGAUGGCUGUUCUAUGGAACCCUUCAAUUAGAAAAUCGAUUGUUGUUGAUGUGCCUAAUGAGAUGUAUGUGGGACAUGAAACAGUUGUUGGUUUUGGGGUCUGUCCUGUAACCAUUGAUCUUAUGAUCAUCAAGAUUACACAAUUCAAUUGGUGGUAUACAGAGAAAAGUGAAAUCAACAACCCUUGGAAUGUUAAGAUUUAUACGAUGAGUUCUGGGAACUGGAGAAUUCUAUCUAGCAAUCUGUUGAGUAAGUCAUUUCGAGUUACAUUUCCUCAGGUAGUUAUUGAUAGGUUUAUCUAUUGGUAUGCUUUGCACAAGGUGCCCAUAGAUGGUAGAUUAAGGAGUUGUAAUGCGAUUGUGAUAUUUGACAUGAGUAAUGAGACUUUUGGAGUUGUAGAUCUUCCAGAUAGUUUAGCACACCAUCCUAACACAGAGUUGUGUAUUUCUAAGUCUGAUAAUGAAGACGAUUCAAGAAAAUGCGAUCAAACUGUGUUUCCAUGGCUUAAAUCUGAACAGGGUAUAUGUAAAAAUGGUGAUGUAGCAAAGGAGAAAGAUAAUAAAAAGCCAUUAGGGUUUCCAGUUUUUGGGAACUUUUGUAAAAAUGAUGCUUCUUCUGUAGUUUCGACCUCUGCAUCAAUUAAAAAAGAGGGAUCGACAUCAAUGUAG